AUGGUUUCAGUUUUCACUCUCACCAAACAAGCUUUGACUUCACUUGCUUUUGCUUUAUUGGCUCAAGGUUUUGUCAUUCCAGGCGGUCCAGAAAAUGAAAAAAGAAAUGGUGCCGGUUUUGUUUCAUUGGACUUUAACGUUGUCAGAGAUGCUCCUCAUCUCAACACUACUCAUGUCAACACCAGUGACCACAACUUGGCAUCCCAUGCUGCAAAGUUUGUCCCAUUAACUUUAGAUAAUUUAGGUCCAACCUAUGUUGCUAACAUUACCAUCGGUUCUAACAAGCAGCCUCAAACUGUCCAAAUUGAUACGGGAUCAAGUGAUUUAUGGGUUUUCGACAUUGAUCUCGAAUGUGAAAACGGCUUAUCUUGUUUUGGGGAUGGAUCACGUUUCAACCCCAAGACUUCAACCACUUUUGAAAGCUUGGGAACUAAAUUUUCUAUUGAAUACGCCGACCACUCCACCUCGGAGGGAACUUGGGCAAAGGACACUGUUGGGUUUGGAGGUAUCUCAAUCACGAAACAACAGUUUGCCGAUGUCAAUCUCACACUGUCCACAAACGCAAUUAUGGGAAUCAGCGUUGUUGGAAGUGAGUCUCACCAACUAGGCUAUGACAACGUCCCCAUCACUUUGAAGAAGCAAGGCAUCAUCAAGACCAAUGCUUACUCAUUGUUCUUGAACGAGCCGGAGGCCGCAACUGGCCAAAUCAUUUUCGGCGGUGUUGACCAUGCAAAAUAUUCCGGCAGCUUGAUCGAGGAGGAGAUUCAGACAACGGUUCCUCAGAGAUUGGCAAUCAAUUUGAACGAGUUGAAUUUCAAUGGUACAAAGUACAAUAUUUCCACCCCAGCUUUGUUAGAUUCUGGUACCACGCUUACUUAUUUGGAAAAGAAUGUUGCUGAUUCGCUCGCCGCCAAGGUUGGUGCUGUGUGGUUCCCGCUUCCAACUGGAGGCGCUUAUGUUCUUGGAUGCGGCGCUGGAGCUUCAGGAGAUGCACUCUUUACCUUUGAGAAAGGAGCUGCAAUCCGUGUGCCAAUGAGUGAAUUUUAUUACGGCCAAGGGCUCUGCACCUUUGGAGUCCAACCCAUUCCAGAGGAAUUGGGUAUAAGCGCUCUUUUGGGGGACAAUUUCCUCAGACACGCCUAUGUGUUGUACAACCUUGAUGCAAACACCAUUAGCUUGGCACCCGUUAAUUUCACCGACAAAUCAGACAUCGAAGCUAUCUAG
Messenger RNA from Lodderomyces beijingensis, 1224 nucleotides. NCBI's taxonomy places the organism in Eukaryota, Fungi, Ascomycota, Pichiomycetes, Serinales, Debaryomycetaceae. The record is from the annotation of a GenBank genome assembly.